Messenger RNA from Dimorphilus gyrociliatus, 1449 nucleotides. NCBI's taxonomy places the organism in Eukaryota, Metazoa, Annelida, Polychaeta, Dinophilidae. The record is from the annotation of a GenBank genome assembly.
UUUUUUCCUGCUUAUUGAGAUAAUUAUAUGGCUUUAAUAAAAAGAACUAAACAAAAACAAGUAACAUGCGCUUUUUAAUACAAAAACAAUUAAAAGAUAUAGUUAGACACUGCAUUUUGCAAGAGAAGUUUCCUGUUCCCUUUUCUGCCUCUCUCUGUCUCUCUCUCUCUCUUUAUUUCACUCCAAUAAAAGGACAAAUAAACUUUGUAAACCAAUAUCAAAGUUCAUUGACGUUUACAUAAAUCUUAUUAAUAAAUCCUCAUGUAAAUUCUAUUCUCAUAUUUAAUUCUUUUUAUUCUCCUUUUCUAAAGCUUUAUGUAGUCAAUUUGAUAUAAAUUUCUCACGACGUAUAGUUAGACUUUUAAAAUAUUUAUCAGUUUAACUCCGACAGUCCUGGGAAAUGGGGUAAACAGCUAACAAAAAAAAAACAAUUAAGACUUUUAUUGAAUUUCAUGAAGAGACAUGAGAUUUUAAUAAUUAGGUUAAUCUUGUUUAUCCUAUCUUCAAAGGUCAUUUUUGACGUUCAAUCUAUCAAUAUAAAUUCUACGAGUUGACAAAGAGAAAUAAGGAUAUAAAUAAUAAUAGGAAGAAAAAUAUAAUCAUUUUUUCGACCUCAUCAUCUACACCACCUUGUAUUUAACAAGGACUCGACUUUACACUUUUCCACGCCUACGCUAGGUGCCGUGCGGAUGUUAGCAUUACCCAACAAUCCGGUAGGCUCGCACGUGCUUCACAAAAACAUGCCUCGUAGAACCGUUUUUCCUGAUGCCGAUAGUGAAACUGAUGCGGAAGAGGAAAACCUGUUUGAUCGUCAAGAAUUAAGUAGCGACGAAGACGAAGAAGAUGAAGCCGAAUCGGCCGAGGAAGGUGAUCCUACGCAAAAUGACGAAUCUUCGGACGACGAAGCUCCAGCAGAAGUGUCUAAAACUGCUAGUAAAAAAGCGGCUAGCGAACGUUUCGCAAAUAUUAUAGAAGCACUCAAAACGUCUAAAAAAGCAAAGAAAGAGAAAAGGCAAGAUCGACAGAAAUUAUUCGAAAAACAGAAGGAAGAAAAACGAACCAAGUUAGUCGAGGCACUACCAGAUGGUAUUCUUGAUGGUGUAGAAGAAAUUGUUGAGGCGGACAAGUUAAAAGCUCAAAGAGGAGAAGAAACUGGAAAAAAUAAAGAAGAGGAAGAGGAUGAGGAAGGAGUAGAAUCGCAAGAAGUUGAGCCUAAAAAGUAUAUAAUUAGAGUUCUAUUUCUUUUCUAUUCAUUCUAACACCCCCGCCCCCUCUACCUUUUCUACGUAACGCUGGUGAAUAAAUAUAGAAUAAUAAGGGAUUAUAUUUACAAGUAUAGAGGCUGGGCCGUAUAACGAAAAACCUAUAUAAAAAUAGUUCUAGACUCUGUUACACUUUAAAUGAAAAGAAUAGUUAUGAAGUACGUAGAAUGCUUUUGUAUGCCUUUAU